Molecule: messenger RNA, 3020 nt
Organism: Arachis ipaensis
Lineage: Eukaryota; Viridiplantae; Streptophyta; Magnoliopsida; Fabales; Fabaceae
Molecular function (GO): protein binding
Source: RefSeq, a predicted model, not a curated record
CUGAGAGAGAAUCGCUCCAAGACUUUUAAGAUAAGCAUUGGAGACUAAAACUUUACCACACAUACUCAAGACUCUUGGAACGUAAAGGUUGGUUUGAUUGAUUAUUCCAUUAUCAUGUUUAUGUAUAUAUAAUGUGGUUGAGUGAGUGGAGUGAAAGCCAUUCACAAAUUAAAUAUCAUCAAUAAUCUCUAUUUAUAUUCCACUGAAAAUGGGAAUUAGAUACCAAAAUGUUGCUGCAUGCGUAAUACUGGUGCUUGUGAUGGUAAUGGCUGAAAUUGUUGGCGGGAGAAUACCCAGCAAUCUUGGAAAUCUCACCAACCUCCACUUUCUUGAUCUGAGUCGGAAUGGAUUUUCACGAGACAGCAACAUCAAUUGGAUUUCUCAACUGCCAUUGCUGGAGCACCUCAACAUGAUGGCCUCUUUUAUUUACAAUGAGUUUCAGGUUAAUAUUAAUCUCACCAUCAGUGCUCCUAAACUUCAAUUCCUAAGUCUUGCCAACAAUGGACUUAGUGUGUCAAAUUUGGAUGCUUUACAAAACAUGACAUCUCUUGUGCAUCUUGAUCUUGGUGGGAACAAUCUUACUUCACUUCGAUCUUGGUUUGGCAAUUUCAAAAAACUUGAGUAUCUUGGUCUUUCAGGGUGUGGGCUUCAUGGCCCAAUUCCAAAUGCUUUCCAAAAUGCAACUUUCAUUGAAUUUUUGGAUCUUUCUGGAAACAAAUUUGACUCUCUUCCAUCCUGGUUUCACAAGUUUGAGAAACUCAAGCAUCUUAUUCUCUCAUAUAAUAACUUCAAAGGUUCAAUUCCAGUUGCUUUACAAAAUAUGACUAGCAUUGAGUCCCUUGACCUUUCUGACAACUCUCUUACUUCAGUUCCAUCUUGGUUUAUUGAGUUAAAGAAACUUGUCUACCUCGAUCUUUCAUUUAAUAAAUUAACAUCUAUGGAAUGUUUCAUUUCAUCCAUUUUGAAAAAUAUGUGUCACCUGAAAACAUUAUAUAUAGGAGGAAACAAACUCCGAAAAGAAUUCAUUGGAAACAGUUAUUUGUCUACCUGCAUUAGACAUGAUUUGGAGAAUCUUGACUUGAGUGAAAAUGAAUUUAACGAUAGUUUGCCAUCUUGGUUAGGACAACUUAAAAAUCUAGGCAACCUUGAUCUCGAAGAUAAUUUUUUUUAUGGUCCCAUUCCCUCUUCUUUUGGAAAAUUACUGAAAUUGAAAAAUUUAUAUCUAUCCAACAACAAGUUAGAAGGGGACCUUCCUGAUUUCAUGGGACAGCUUGUAAAUUUACAGGUAGUCGAUCUUUCAAAUAAUUCAUUUAAUGGAACGAUUAUUCAAAAUCUUGAGCAACUUGUAAAUUUACAACAUUUUGAUGUCUCAAAUAAUUAUCUAAUGGGAUCCAUUCCUUCGAGUCUUGGUCAACUUAUAAAUCUAACUAAUCUUGAUUUGUCAAAUAAUUAUUUAAAAGGAAUCAUCCCUACAAAUUUUAACCAACUUGUAAAUCUGCGUACACUUGAUCUUUCAAGGAAUAAACUAGAUGGGAGAAUUUGUAUUGAUUUUCAAAAACUUGUGAAUCUAUCAUACUUGGAUCUAUCUUCAAACAAUUUGAAUGGACCCAUCACAGUGGAAGAAAGUCAUCCUUUUAUUAUCUCAAAAAUGUGGUAUUUGAAUCUCUCAUGUAAUCAAAUCAGCGGCUCACUUCCUGAACAUAUUGGUCAUAUAAUGCCCAAUUUGUGGUCCUUGAUUCUUGGAAAUAACCUCAUAAAUGGUUCAAUUCCAAAAUCACUGUGCCAAGUUGAUCAUUUGAGAAUCCUUGAUCUUUCAAAGAACCGACUAUCUGGUAAAAUCCCCAAUUGUUGGAAAGAUAACAAAGCAUGGGAAGAAAUAAAUUUGUCAUCCAACAAACUCUCAGGGGCUGUUCCAAGCUCAUUUGGGAAUCUUUCCUCUCUCUCAUGGUUGCAUUUGAACAAUAACAGCCUUCAUGGAGAGUUUCUAGCAUCUGUGAGAAAUUUGUCACAGUUGUUGAUUAUGGAUCUCGGAGAGAAUCAACUUUCUGGCACCAUCCUAUCAUGGAGUGCUAACACAUUUUCUUCACUACAAAUUCUAAGAUUGCGGCAAAACAGGUUAAGUGGCAGCAUUCCUUCACAGAUAUGUGAACUAUCAUCCAUUAAAAUCUUGGACCUUUCUCGCAACAAUUUAAACGGUCCAAUACCUUGGUGCAUAGGCAACCUUCGAGGAAUGAAUCUUGAGGCUCCUGCUUUGUCUCCUCCUUCACCUGUUGCUGAGAGUCCAAUAGCACAAGGUUGGAAAACUGAGGAUGUGAUAGAAGUCAUGAAAGGAAGAGAAUUUGACUAUACAAAAAUCUUGAUACUUGUAGUCAUGAUGGACUUGUCCGAGAAUAAUUUGGUUGGCUCAAUUCCAAAAGGAAUAACAUUGCUUAAUGGAUUGCAUAGCUUGAAUCUAUCAAACAAUCAUUUGAUCGGAAAGAUCCCUAACAUGAUAGGGAAUAUGAGAUCACUUGAAUCCUUUGAUGUUUCAAGUAACCAACUCUCAGGCACAAUUCCAAGCAGCAUGUCAGCUUUAACAUCACUAAGUCAUUUAAACUUGUCACACAACGACUUCUCUGGCCCAAUUCCUACAGAUAACCAGUUUUCAACUUAUGAUUCAUCGAGUUAUGCUGGCAACCCAUAUCUUUGUGGAUCUCCUCUACCCAACAAAUGUGGUUAUUUACCUGAAGAUCAUGGGAGCAGCGAAUUUGAAGAUGAAGACAGCAACUUAGAUAAGUUGGAAAAAUGGUUGUUCUACUUUGUGAUUGCAAUUGGCUUUGCAACUGGGUUUUGGGGAGUUAUUGGGACUUUGUGGUUCAAGAAAACUUGGAGGCAUGCUUACUUCAGAUGGGUGGAAGAUUUAGCCGACACGAUCUAUGUCACAACUGCAAUAAGAAUGGCAAAAUUGAAGAAGUGGAUGAUGAUGAGAAGCCGUGUUGUUGCUUGAUCAUGUAUUCAUUUGUGUGUUUUUAUUUUUAUUU